This is a messenger RNA of Ipomoea triloba (trilobed morning glory), 1052 nucleotides long. Its product is annotated as isoflavone reductase homolog. Gene Ontology annotation, molecular function: oxidoreductase activity. Lineage: Eukaryota; Viridiplantae; Streptophyta; Magnoliopsida; Solanales; Convolvulaceae. The transcript is spliced from 4 exons. The record is from RefSeq and is a predicted model, not a curated record. Bases 54 to 998 code for a protein of 314 amino acids.
GGGAUUCAAUGCAAAUACUUGUUUGGGUCAUCAGUUAUUAUUGGUAGCUAGAAAUGGAAAAGAGUAAGGUUCUUGUUGUGGGUGGCACUGGCUAUAUUGGGAAGAGAAUAGUGAAGGCGAGCUUAGCCCAAGGCCACACCACUUACGUCCUCCAUCGCCGCGAGAUUGGUUGCACUUCCGACAUCGACAAACUCCAAAUGUUGUUGUCGUUCAAGGAGGCAGGAGCUCGCUUAGUGGAGGCCUCCUUCGACGACCACCGGAGCCUUGUGGACGCUGUGAAACAAGUGGAUGUGGUCAUAUGCACUAUGUCGGGAGUUCACUUUCGCUCUCACAACAUUCUCCAGCAGCUCAAGCUGAUUGAGGCGAUUAAAGAAGCUGGAAAUAUUAAGCGUUUCGUGCCAUCGGAAUUCGGCAUGGAUCCAGCAAGAAUGGGAAAUGCGAUGGAAGCAGGAAGGGUUACAUUUGAUGAGAAGAUGGAAAUAAGGAAGGCCAUUGAAGAAGCAAAUAUUCCCCACACUUACAUUUCAGCUAAUUGCUUUGCUGCUUACUUUUGUGGUAACCUUUCUCAACUUGGCACUCUUCUUCCUCCCAAACACACAGCUUACAUAUACGGGACUGGCAAUGUCAAAGUGAUAUAUAUGGACGAAGAUGAUGUGGCAGCAUACACAGUGAAGUGUAUAGAUGACCCCAGGACCUUGAACAAGACAGUAUACUUAAGGCCACAACAAAACAUCUUAACUCAGAGGGAGUUGAUUGCUAAAUGGGAAAACUUAAAAGGAAUAGAGCUUCAGAAGAUCACGGUUACUGCUGAUGAAUUCUUGGCAUCCAUGAAAGAUAUGGACUUUGUUCGUCAAGUAGGAGUGAUAUUUUACUACCAUAUUUUCUAUGAGGGUUGUUUGACAAACUUUGAAAUAGGAGACGAUGGAGAAGAAGCUUCGCAACUUUACCCAGAGGUUCACUACACUCGAAUGGAUGAAUACUUGAAACGCUAUCUCUAAUAAAUACAACAAAGAUCAACAAUGGACUUAUAUAGUAGCCAUCAAUUUGCUGAU